Molecule: messenger RNA, 1374 nt
Organism: Soboliphyme baturini
Lineage: Eukaryota; Metazoa; Nematoda; Enoplea; Dioctophymatida; Soboliphymatidae
Source: the annotation of a GenBank genome assembly
UUGUUUUCUUUUAUUUCGUAUGUUGUUUUAGCGCGCUCGUUGAAGAAAGCCCAAGCUCCGGUGGCAGUCAACGGUUCCGCGGACUCCGCCGCUUUCAGCGAUAACAAUUUAAGCAAGGAUGUUUGCGAGUACUUCGAUACAAACGUCGUGCCGCCUAGUCAGAGUACGGAAGUCUACAGCAAAUUUAAAGAGCACGGAGAAAGCACGACGGCGCUGCCCUCGUCGCACAGCGAGGACAGUAUAUUCGCCUCUACUUAUCUACCGUCGUACAUACGCGUCAGCUGUGCUUUAAGUGGAUACGCCAACUAUCGCCGUUCUCCUGGCCAGUAUGGAUCCGUGAUGGACGCUGACCACCGCCAUGUGAGUUCCACUGCCAAAUAUCCGUGGUCGCCACCACAAGGUCCGGGUACCCUUCCUCUGGGCAGAAGCCUGGUCGAGCGUCGUCUUCAGAAGUUCGAGUCGCCAUCCGAAGCCACGCCACCGGUGCUGCCCACCAAGCCAAAUGACCAGCAGUCGCCGACAUCCGUGACAAACGAUAAGAGGGACACAAAAAGCCAGGAGAUAAACACCGACGUGGUCCUCAGCCCAGUGCCCGUCAGAGAGUUGAUUUGUAACUUCAAUCGUUUAACAUUAAACGAAGACGUAUCCUCCGUUUCAUGUGAAUCUCAGGCUAUUGUUGUCGCGAGUCCCGCGGUCCUGUUAGAAAAUGGAGAUAUGCACGUUGCUGAAGAUUUGGCAAAAUACGAUGAGAGCAACGUGGGAGAAGGUUUUAUUACUCGUGAUGGUGCAUACUUCAAAAAGACCGCCGCCGAUGAGCGAUACCGCAUCGAACAUCUCUGUGCCGAGUACGAAGGCUUUCUCGAAAACAACGACGGCAUUUCUGAAGAAGUGUUGGAGAAAGUGCGCUUAGCUGUUGGAAAGGCGAAGCUGUUACUCAGCAAAAAGUUUAGAACCUUCGAAGAGCUGAUUGAAAGAAAUCUGAAACCGGGUUCAGAAGAUGAACAGAUACCUAACGAAGCCGACCUUGAUGGCUACUGGAAGUUAGUCAGCAUCGAAAUAUGUGAUAUAGAUAAAUGCUUUAAUUCACUGACCAACCUGAAGUCUAGCCAGUGGGCUGCAUCCGAAGGGGAAGAGGAUACAGCGGGAAUUUCUCCAGAUACAGUGGCUGAAUCGAUAUCACCACCUUCAACUAAAAAGGUAACAAAGAAAAGGGCAGUGACGACAAAGCCCGGAGCAAAAGUGUCAGCUAAGGUUGCAGAGGAAGCACGACAGCGUCUAAAGGAGGCAAAAUUGUCCGCAAUGGAAAAACAGCGGAAGCUGAAUUUGGUAGCCGGCGAUAACUCAGCGAACGAUGUACAAAUAUUCGUUUCAUGA